CCGUGUCGCUGCAGUGUUGCGCUUUCCUGUUUACGGGCGGGAAGAGCGAACGUAGCUGACAGUGGAAGCUACUGUGUUUAAAUCGGCAGCACAUUUGUUUUAAUUCUCCUUGAUGCUGAUGGCUCGCACGUUUUAAUGAUACACGGGGCACUGCGAGGACUAGUGGAUACGUUUUAAGUGCACCGUUGCUGAAAACUAAAGGGAUUUUUUGGAGAGUGCGGGGCAGAUGGAGGAUCCUCCUGCAGAUUCUGGCGGCGGUGGCGGCGGUGCAGCAGCGGAGGGCCCCGCGGUGCAGGUGGCAGAUAUGCGCUGGCCGACCGGAGCUCUCCCUCUACGGCUUCUAGAGUGGAGAGUUAAACCCGGGACUCUUGUUAACGUGGACUCUGUGUUAGCACUGUGUGCACCCAUACCUCAGGAGAAAGGGGCAGAAGCUGCCCGGCUGCCAGAGAGGAAGGUGAAAUCGGACCGAGCUGGAGUAGUCAAGGAGCUAUGCUGUCAACUUGGACAAGUCAUACCUCCCGGGGGUGUGAUCGUCAGAAUAGAAGAAUGCAGCCAUCCAGUAGUAAUGAAGGGUUUAUGUGCUGAAUGUGGCCAAGACUUGACUCAGCUGCAGGGCACAAAUGGGAACCAGCAAACUCCCAUCUCCACAGCAACAGUCUCCAUGGUGCACAGUGUCCCCGAACUGAUGGUCAGCUCAGAGCAAGCAGAACAGCUGGGCAGAGAGGACCAGCAGAGACUUCACCGGAACAAAAAGCUGGUCCUGAUGGUGGAUCUGGACCAGACACUGAUCCACACCACUGAACAGCACUGCCAGCGUAUGUCCAAUAAGGGCAUUUUCCACUUCCAGCUCGGGCGAGGAGAGCCUAUGCUCCACACACGACUACGCCCACACUGCAAGGAAUUCCUGGAGAAAAUUGCCAAACUCUAUGAGUUACAUGUCUUCACAUUCGGGAGCCGCCUUUAUGCACACACAAUUGCUGGCUUUCUGGAUCCUGAAAAGAAGCUUUUCUCUCAUCGGAUCCUUUCAAGAGAUGAAUGCAUCGAUCCUUACUCCAAGACGGGGAAUCUUAGGAACCUCUUCCCCUGUGGUGACUCGAUGGUCUGCAUAAUCGAUGACCGGGAGGAUGUGUGGAAGUUUGCGCCCAACCUCAUCACUGUGAAGAAAUACAUCUACUUCCAGGGUACAGGGGACAUCAACGCUCCCCCUGGAUCACGGGAAGCUCAGAUGGCAAAGAAAGCAGGAGGCCCGUCAAGUCGAUCAGCAGACAGCACAGAACCAGUAGGGACGCUUGGUGCCGAUGAGCAAAACAAUGGCCCAAGGAAAAGGGUGAAAGACCUCAACAUUUCCGGAAAGGAAGAGUCCACAGCAUCUCAGUCUUCUCAGGGAGUACCAACAAAUGAACGGACACAUCCCACUGGGGUUGUUGAGGAUGAAUCAGGACAAGGUAAAGGGUCAGAGACUGAGGCCCAGUCUGGGACGGGGUCGAGGGAAGCUCAGGUGGAUGACAGAACAAACGUUAAGGAAGAUGACAGCAACAGGACAGUGGUGACACGAGAGACACAGGACAGUGCAAACUCAUCAGCACCGAGCCAUGAGUCCAAUAACUUGGAUUUUGACCUUUCGAGUGACAGUGAUAAUGACUCCAUUACAGAAAAGCCUCCCUCAUCAGAGAGUGAUAGUGAAGGCAAGUCUUGCCUGGCAAAGAAAUCUGGGCAGGAAGGAGUCACGCAAGAGCCUGGUGAUGGUAAUGGGUCGAAAGAAGGGGACAGCAAAGGUCGGAGUGAAGGAGAAACCAUCACUGACGCAGCAGAACCCUCAGGAGUUCUUCUCCCAGACCCCGAGCUGGGAAAUGGAUGCUCAGAUAGGAGAGAGCCAGAAACAGAGUCCCAGAAUAGUGAACAGUCUGGGGUCACCAUGGGGGAGGAGCUGCUGGACCAGAGUAUGGAGGAUGAGGAGGAGGAGGAAGAAGAAGCUGAUAACGACCAGGACGAUCACCUGAUCUACCUGGAGGAAGUGCUGGAAAGGAUCCACGCAGAGUUCUACGCACGUUACGAGGCCUACCUGAGAAAAGAGGCCUCCGAAACACCGGACAUCCGUAAGAUUGUCCCAGAGCUGAAAAGCAAGACACUGGAGGGCACGAUGAUAGUGUUCAGCGGCCUGUACCCGACCAACUACCCCAUGGAGAGGACCCGUGAGUACUACCAUGCCAAAGCACUGGGGGCCAAGAUUGGCAAGACUCUGUUUCUCAGUUCCCAAGAUCCAAGUCGGACAACGCAUCUCAUCGCAGCAAGAGCUGGCACCGAGAAGGUUCGUCAGGCACAAGGCUGCAAGCACCUCCACAUUGUCAACCCCGACUGGCUGUGGAGCUGUCUGGAGCGCUGGGAGAGAGUGGAGGAGCAGCUUUACCCACUAAAGGAGGAUUAUUCCAAGACCCCAAGGAGCAACAGUCCUGCAGCGUUCCUUGACAAUCUGGGCUCUCUGCAGAAGCCAAUGUUCCACACAGCUGCCAUCCACCACAGACCUGCGCCGCCAGCCCCUGAGGUUCGGACCUACGACCCCGUCACAGGGAAGCUGAUCCGCAGGGGCCCUCAGGUGUCACGGCCACCCCCCUACCUCCAGGCUUCAGGGUCCUUGUUGCUCUCUGAUCAAAGAGAGCAGUCUUGUCUCAGGGGAACUUCAAAGUGUCAGCAAGAUGACGCGGCAGGGUCCAGCCAAGACGACGAGCAGCCAGGGCCGUCUCGUCGGAAACGACAGCCGAGCAUGUCGGAAAGUAUGCCUCUGUACACAUUGUGCAAGGAGGAUCUAGAGAGCAUGGACAAAGAGGUGGACGACAUCUUAGGUGAGGAGAGCGAUAACGAAAGUGAGGGCCGAGGAAAAGAGAAGCCAGGUAAUGAGGAGGUGGAGGAUGAAGAGGAGGAGAGGCGGCAGCGGCAGCAGCAGCAGCAGCAGCAGCCAGGAGCUGGACGGAUAGCGGGAGGAGAGCCUGGUCCUCAGGCGCCGGGCGUGGAGGAGAGGAUCCAGACGCCAUCCAAUGAGACCAGUCUGCCCAGUAGUGUGCCAAGGGGCCACAAACGCAAGCUUGAUGAAGCCAAGGAGGAGGAGGAGGACGAGAAGAAAGAGGAGGCGGAAGAAUCUGCUGACGAGUCUUCUAAAGACUCCAACGAGGAAGAAGGCGGCAGCAGCUCAGAGGCGGAUGAGAUGGCCGCAGCCCUCGAGGCAGAGCUCAAUGACUUUAUGUGACGUGGAAGAUGAAGGGACUUAGUCACAGGAAAAGGACACAAAAAAAGAUCUGCCCUGGUCGCCCCUACAAGUGGUACCUAAAAAUCCUAUUUUUUUGCUUCGGAAUCAGUGUGUACUUAGGAUGUAUGAGCCAUGAGUGUGUGCUGUAAUGAAAAUGAAUGUCCUGUACAGAAAUGACUUGCUGUGUAAAUAAAGGCUUAGAUUUUUUUGUAGCAUUGAUAUAUGGCCUUUUUGGCAUAAAACUCUUUGAUGUUAACAUUUUAUUGUAAGAUAUCAGACCAUAGGAGACAUGAAAUUUGAUACUUUUUUUGUUUUACUUUUUUCUAUUUCAAUUUUUAUAUUGAUGAGAAAAAGAUAAAUGAAAUUAUAAACCAUACAUUUUGCUGGUCGUACAUGCCAAAGAGUUUGGAAUAGGUUUGCCAAGGCCUGCAGCUAAAUAUUUUACUCUGGACUUCCAGUUUUACUUUUCUUUUGGCCUCAACAGUUUUUUAGGGUCAUAAAUGCAACCAGCGGAUCUAGACGUUUGAAUGUGUUUACUUGAGUCAUUUCUUCCUCCUCAUGAUGUUUGUACUUUUGAUAACAUAAUAGUAAAGUAAGCCUCUCAGUCUUUGUGAUAACCAGCCUCUUGGUGCACUAUCACCGUGAACUGAAUCCCACUGAACUCCCAGUUUAUGUUGGUUUCCAUGUGAAUUAUUCAAGUGUUCGCUCACCUUUCCCAUUUCAACCCACCUCUACAAUUGAUAUUGUUCAGUUCAGGACAGACACUCACACUCGGCCUCUGCUUGUUUACACUGGAGUUUAUACCUUGUGAAGUCCUGUUGCCUCAAAGGGUAGGUUCACUCAGAGUACCAAAAAAAAAAAAAUCCUUUAGUGUUAUGUAACUAUGCAGAUAUAUGCCCGGGUUUUGAGGUAUAAAUCUCUACCUCUACCCUAGUACAAGGCCCCAGGGCAUUCAUAUGGUAAAAAAAAAAAAUUAAAUAUAUAUAUAUAUCGAUAUGGAAAUCUGUGGAACCGAAACUAAACUAAGCAAACGUUUUGGGGAUUUAUUUUUGAGAAAUUUUUUCAAUCAUUUUUUUUUCCCAGCCUUGAUUCUUCCUGAGAAAUACAUUUAAAUAAUACUAAAGUGGUGUCCCAAUUACUUUGUGCUGACAAACAUAAUCGCUACCCAGAUAAUGUUCAUGUGUUUUUGAGUAAAUCAAGCACUCCAUUUAUCUUUUACACAUCCGGAGUCCAGUCCGUGGUUAGGGUUUAGGCAACAAUAACACUUAAGACAGUGGUUUCAGUUCAAUGUUAAUGAAUGGACUGUGUCUCGUGUUUCAAGCCAUUUUGCAGGCUUUUUUUUUGGGGGGGGGGGAUUGUUGGGGCUUAAAAUGCUUGAUUUCAAGGCAGUGUAAACAGAAAAGCAGCAUUCAUAUAUUUAUGGUAGCCGGAUGAUGUUGCAUCAAUGCAAACGCCAGAUUCAGCAUUUUUGUCAGGGCCUUCUGUGUAAGGAUUUCCAGGCAAAUAUUUUUUCUAUGACCUGACCUCCAGUGGUCUCCGUAUGAAUCUGUUAGUGGUGCUCACAGCAUUAAAAAGCUCUAUUUAAAAGUGUCAAUAGUGAAAACCUUUGACAGUGAGUUAACAAGGGUAGUGCAGAGUAACAAGGACAUUGGUUCUGGAGACUUUGGAUUGCUUUUAAAAAUCUUUUUAAUAAUGGGAACACCAGGAAGAAGCUUCCCUUCUGUUGUAUUGGGACAGAAAUAUCUCCAUGUUAGAUACCAGAGAUAAAAUAUGUUUUGGUCAUUUGAGAGAACAGACCCUUUAAACCUGCAUGAGGCAAGAUGCUUAUACGCUAUAAAAAUUAAAUAUCUUUACUUUCUUUAGAGGAUUCACAAGCAUCUCAUCCAUUUAAUGUUCAUUGGUUGAAACCAGCCUGGGUGACAUAUAUAACCUUGCUGCGUGCACUUUACUAACAUCACACAUUACAGGAUUUCUGUGCAUUCAAUAUCCAACACUUCCAUCUCACUGUCUUUUGGAACCACCAUCAAGCAAAGUUGCCUAGUGCUUGUACCAAGGUUGCUUACAUUCAGUGCUAAUGUUUGCCGUCUGUCACCCACAAGAGUUCUGCAAGUGCAAGAUCUUCCUUCUCCUGUAUUUAGGCUAUAGAAAAAAAUGACUGUCCUAAGGCAGGAGAGCAGGUGCCUGUUUGAAUCUCUGCCCAUUAAAUGAUUUACCUUCACAACUACAGUAAACACAAUAUCAACAUGUUACAGUGACAGUCAUCCUGUUUGGGUUUGUUUGUCUGUGGUGGUUUUAUCAUGAGUUUCAAUCAAACAACUGACAUGUAAAGUAUUUGUAAAGUCUAUUUCCUACUUGACCCUGAGACAAAAGAUACUUUCAUGAAAUACAUUUUUUUCCAAGUAACACAA
Dicentrarchus labrax (European seabass) is the source of this 5649-nucleotide messenger RNA. It is a transcript of the gene ctdp1, whose product is annotated as CTD (carboxy-terminal domain, RNA polymerase II, polypeptide A) phosphatase, subunit 1. Gene Ontology annotation, molecular function: RNA polymerase II CTD heptapeptide repeat phosphatase activity. Lineage: Eukaryota; Metazoa; Chordata; Actinopteri; Moronidae. Gene Ontology annotation, cellular component: nucleus. Bases 227 to 3241 code for a protein of 1004 amino acids. The transcript is spliced from 13 exons. The record is from RefSeq and is a predicted model, not a curated record.